AUGUCUGAAAUUAAGGAUGCUGUUAUGAAAAUAAAUGACAUUAAUUUACAAUUAGAUGAAGCAUAUGAAGUGAAUUAUCAAACUAUUAGUAGCAGCCAACAAUUGGUUGGUCACAUAAACGCCGCUUAUAAUGAAGUCAAGCCUCAAACCUCUGUACCUACAACAUCUUCUAAUAUGACUCCUGUUCUACCUAAAAUUGUAUUACCAACAUUUGAUGGUAGUAAAAAACAUUGGCCUGUUUUUUGGGAAACCUUUCAAGGAUUGAUUGACAAUAAUAGAUAUUUGGAUGAUAAUUCGAAAGUAAACUAUCUACUUUCAGCAUUGCGGGGACAUGCAUUAGAAAUGUGUACGGGCAUUAUCCCCACCGCUGCCAAUUAUCAAAUAAUUAAAGAUUUAUUAAAGGAACGCUUUGAAGACAAACGACUUUUAAUGGACACUUAUCUAUCACAGUUAUUAAAUUUUAAACAAUCUAAAUUGGAAUCCGCUGCGCAUUUAAAUUCAUUUUUAGAAGUUUUCGAUACUUCGGUUACUGCUUUGAAGAAUUUAAAAAUUGAUGAUUUGCUUGAUUAUGUUUUAGUUUUUAUCGCACUUUCCAAAUUAGAUUGUGAAACUAGAAAGUUUUUUGAAAUGUCUAUAAAGGGAAACACACUUCCAACUUAUUCUGGUUUCAUCUCUUUCAUUAAAGGCCAUAUUAGAACGCUAUGCAAUUCUUCCUCGUCUGAUGCCUAUAAAGUUAAAACUCAAACUCCAAGUGCAAAAACAAUUUCAAUUAAUCCUCAAAAAUCAGCUAAAAGCACACACAGCUUUGUAGCCAAAAAGGAGGAUAUUUUUAAAUGCCCCGCAUGCACUCAACGUGUGUCACAUAGCAUAUAUCGCUGCAGUCAAUUUAGAAAAUUGUCCCCACAGGAAAGAUACAAAAUCGUUAUGGGCAAAUCAUUAUGUUUAAAUUGUUUAUCCGAUAAACGUAAAAUUAACGUUUGUAAAUCUGAAAAUUUAUGCUCUGUCUGCAAGUCAGAACAUCACACGAUGCUUCAUUUUGACAAUACAAAGUCAUUCAAUUCGAAAACUAGUGAAGAUAAUUCAUCUAUUGAUGUAAAUGUUGUCGAAAAAUCAAAAACAAAUACCAAUGUUACUGCUUGCUCUGCAGUUCGAAAUACAGUAGUAACUAAAACUGUAUUAUUAUCUACCGCAAUAGUGAAUGUACAAGAUAAAUUUGGAAAUAUUCAUAAACUCAGGUUUUUAUUGGAUUCUGCAUCUCAAAGUAAUUUUAUUACCUCCGAAUGUUGUCAAAUUCUAAAUUUACCAAUAGUAAAAGUUUUGACAUCCGUUAUAGGUAUUGGAUCGCAUACGAAAUCAGUUAGAGGUCAAACCAAUAUAUUGGUAUCGUCUAGAUUUGACCCUACUAAAUGUUAUCCAUUAGAAUGCUUAGUUAUAGAUAAAAUCACCAACCAGCUUCCUUCAACAAACAUCGACAUUACGUCCUUUGAACAUUUGAAGGAUUUAUGUUUGGCUGAUGAGACUUUCCAUGUUCCUUCAACUAUACAUGGAAUAAUAGGUGCAUCCAUGUUUGCACAAUUAUUAGGAACAGCUAAAGUUAUUGGCCCUUCGCUCAGUCCUAUAGCUGUUCAUACCCCCUUGGGAUACGUGGUAAUGGGUGAAGUACCUACAUGUUCUGAAACAACUACGACUCAAAACUUCUAUGCUAUUACCACUCCGGUCGAAUCGUUAGUAAAACGGUUCUGGGAACUAGAAGAAGUUCCAGAAUCCUCUAGUCCAAAUCCUGAAGAUAUGGAAUGUGAAAAAAUAUUCACUUCAACCAUAACUAGAGAAUCUUCCGGGCGGUAUACCGUGUGUCUGCCUUUUAAGGAAAAUCCUCAAAGACUAGGUGAUUCAUAUAAUAUGGCACGAAAACGCUUUUUUAAUCUGGAGAAACGGUUCCAAACUGAACCUUCGUUAAAAGAAACCUGUUCGUCGGUCAUUCAUGAUUAUAUUCAACAAAAUCACAUGACAUUGGUUCCUUUAAAUGAUGUGACUUCUCCAAAUUAUUUUAUUCCACAUCAUUGUGUGCGCAAAGUUGACAGUCUUACUACUCCACUCAGAGUAGUGUUUGAUUCAAGUGCGAAGUCCAGUACAUCAGUUUCCUUGAAUGAGUUAUUGCAUACGGGUCCCAAGCUUCAAUCAGAUCUGCAACAAAUAUUAUUGAAUUUUCGAUUAUACUCGAUUGCAAUGAUUGCAGACAUUAAACAAAUGUAUCGCCAAAUAAAUAUUUGCAAAGAGCAUCGUAAGUUCCAGUUAAUAUUGUGGCGUGACUCUCCUGAACUCCUUUUAUCGGUUUAUUCGCUGAAUACCGUUUCUUUUGGAGUAAAGCCAAGUCCAUAUUUAGCUAUUAGAACAGUUCAACAAUUAGAAAAGGACGAGGCUGCAAAUUAUCCUUUAGCUUCUGCGGUUGCAACUCGUGAUUUUUAUGUUGAUGAUUUGGUCUGCAGCGUUGCAAAUAUUAAGAGUGCAGUCACUCUUCAUAAACAAAUGGUGGAGUUAUUCUUGGCUGGGGGUUUUCCACUAGUUAAAUGGUGUUCCAACUCUCCCGAGUUACUUCAUCAUAUUCCAGAGAACCUUCGUUCGUCUCAGUCUAUAACUUUUGAUACGGAAUCCUUAAAAAUUUUGGGAUUAAAUUGGAAUCCUAGAGCAGAUAUGUUCUCGUUUAAUACGGAUAUUUUGACAGCAAAAUGCUCGAAGCGAAAUAUUCUGUCUGCAGUUACGAGAAUGUUUGAUCCUUUAGGUUUUGUAUCACCCGUCGUUCUAUUUGCAAAAAAUUUAAUAAAGGAACUGUGGAAACGCAAACUUAAUUGGGAUGAUGAAGCUCCAUUACCUAUCCAAAAUAGUUGGAAGAAAUUCAUUGAUGAACUGCAUUUAUUGGAACAAUUUAAUGUGCCUCGCCAUCUGCAAAUUAAUUUGAAAAGCCAAAUCGUAUUAAUUGGUUUCGCAGAUGCAAGUGAAACGGCCUAUGGCGCUUGUAUUUAUUUUCGCACUAUAAAUGAUGAAAAGGCUAUUGAAAAUGGCGAUAAUUGUUCCAAAUCACUUAUAACGCUUCGUCCAUUUUUAAAUAAUAAAAUUUUACGCGUUGGAGGACGCUUAACAUUCGCUUCAAUUGGCUGUGAAACUGGAUGUAACAGUUUAAAAUGUGGCUGCCGAAAACAUGGUUUAAAAUGCACAAAUUUAUGCACUAAUUGUCAUGGUUCUGAAAAUUGCUCCAAUAUGGAAGAAAGAAUCUACGAGGAAGUAAAUGAUUCAGAGGAAAUUAUGGAUGAAGAACCAAUGCAGACUGGAAAUAACAUUGGAGACGAAGAUGAUGGUCUUGAAGAUUUCGACGCUCAACUAGAGUUGGAAAGAUUUGUCGAAUCUGACGAUGAAGAAAUGCCUCCAACGAGACAAAAACUAAUGAAUAACUGA
Molecule: messenger RNA, 3450 nt
Organism: Chrysoperla carnea
Lineage: Eukaryota; Metazoa; Arthropoda; Insecta; Neuroptera; Chrysopidae
Exons: 3
Coding region: 1-3450 (1149 amino acids)
Source: RefSeq, a predicted model, not a curated record